This is a messenger RNA of Chelonia mydas (Green sea turtle), 5148 nucleotides long. RefSeq names its product guanylate cyclase 2D, retinal (gene GUCY2D). The transcript has 20 exons. The coding region runs from base 165 to 3512 and encodes 1115 amino acids. The record is from RefSeq and is a predicted model, not a curated record. Gene Ontology annotation, molecular function: protein kinase activity; guanylate cyclase activity; ATP binding. NCBI's taxonomy places the organism in Eukaryota, Metazoa, Chordata, Testudines, Cheloniidae. Gene Ontology annotation, biological process: intracellular signal transduction; protein phosphorylation; receptor guanylyl cyclase signaling pathway.
CCGUUCCCCGUAGCUCCGGCGGCAGUGACCUCCCCUCCCGUGAUGUCGGGCGCGGCGGCCAGACCUCUUUCCACCCGAGCCUCCGGGGCCUGGCCCCCACGGGGCUAAAGAGCCCGGCACCCUCUCCCCCCCUUGCACCCGUCCCCUCCAGGCUCCCUUGAACCAUGCCUCCCGCCUGGUUCGGUGUCCACAGCUUCCUGCUGCGCCUCUCCAACCACCCCAGGUGGGGACGCCGGCGGCCCCAGACCCCCCUGCUCUGGCUUCUGCUCCUGGGCUGGCCCGCCUGGGUCCAGCCGGCCACCUUCAAGGUGGGGGUGAUGGGGCCCUGGACCUGCGACCCCAUCUUCGCCCAGGCCUUGCCUGAGGUGGCCGCCAAGCUGGCCGUGGGGCGGCUCAACAAGGACCCCACCAUGAACCAGGGCUACUGGUUCGACUACGUGUUGCUGAACGAGGAAUGCCAGACCAGCCAGGCGCUGGUGGCCUUGGUCAAGGCCGAGCGCUACGCCUCGGGCUUCGUGGGGCCGCUCAACCCGGGGUCCUGCGGGGCGGCCGGGCCGCUGGGCCGGGCCUGGAACAAGCCCGUCUUCUCCUGGGCCUGCCUGAACGGGGACGCCGAGGUCGAGCGGUGGGGCACCUUCGCCCGGCCCCUGCCCCGGGCCUCGGCCGUCCUCUACGCCGUCCUCCAGUUCUUCCGCUGGGCCCACGUGGCCGUGGUCACCUCCCGGCAGGACCUGUGGGUGGAGGUGGGGCAGGGCCUGGCCAGCUCCCUGCGCGAGUUCGGCUUGCCCGUGGGUGUGGUGACCACCAUGGAGCCCGGGGCCGACGGGGCCCGGAAUGCCCUGCGGAGGGUGCAGAGAGCCGACAACGUCCGAGUGGUGGUGAUGUGCAUGCACUCGGUGCUGCUGGGCGGGGAGGAGCAGCGCCUCCUGCUGGAGAAGGCCGAGGACCUGCGCAUGACGGACGGCACCUUCAUCUUCAUCCCCUACGACGCCCUGACAUACAGCCUGCCCUACCACCGGACCCCCUACCCCGUGCUGGGCAAUAACACCAAGCUGCGGCUGGCCUACGACGCCGUGCUCACCGUCACCAUCGACGCCCCCGAGCGCAGCUUCCGUGAGGCUUUCCAGGAUGCCCAGCGGGCGCAUGAGCUGCCGGCUCACCUGGACCCCGCACAGGUGCACCCGCUCUUCGGCACCAUCUACAACUCCAUCUACUACCUGGCCAAGGCGGUGGAGCGCACGCAGCAGGCCGGCCGCUGGGUGAUGGGCUCCAGCGUCGCCGAGCACGCCCGGGACUUCCAGCUGGACGGCUUCUGCCAGCCGCUGGCAGCCGACGAGGAUGGCGACCCCGUGGUGAGCUACAUCAUCCUUGACACGGACGGCAAAGGGAACCACCUCUGGCCCACCUACAGCGUGGCCACGGGGCCCGAGGGGCUGCGCUAUGCAGGGCACGCCAUCCACUGGCCCCACGGUGCCAGCCCCGGCACCGACUCGAGCUGCUGGUUCGACCCAACAUCUGUCUGUUCUGGGGGGGUGGACCCCAGCUUCAUCCUGCUGCUCUUCAUCCUGGUUUCCAGCUUGAUUGUUGGGGGAAUGGUUCUCGCUUAUUACAUCAGGCGCCGGAUCCUGCACGCCCAGCUGAUGAAGGGACCCAACAAGAUCAUUCUGACCAUGGACGACUUGACCUUCAUCCACACCCAGAGCAGCAACAAAAGGAUGGACGAGAGCCGCACCAGCCUGGCGGGGAAGAGUGUCUCCGACAUGAGGAGCUUCAAGAGCCUGGCAGCUGCCCCCGACAACACCAACAUGGCUGUCGCCGAGGGAGAUGAGAAGCAAAAAUGCAACAGCCACGUCCCCUUCCUCCUCCUUUUGUUUAACAACCAAGGGCUAGUGGCAGCCGUGCAGGGUGACUGGGUUUGGCUCAAGAAGUUCCCAGGGGAAAAGCACACGGAGAUCAAGCCAGCCACCAAAACCAGCUUCUGCAAGCUCCGGGACCUCCGGCAUGAGAACGUGAACCUGUUCCUGGGGUUCUUCUACGACUGUGGGGUGUUCGCCAUCGUCUCGGAGCACUGCUCCCGCGGCAGCCUGGAGGACCUGAUCCGCAACCAGGACAUGAAGCUCGACUGGAUGUUCAAGUCCUCCCUGCUCAUCGACCUCAUCAAGGGGAUGAAGUAUCUCCAUCACCGGGAGGUGGUCCACGGGCGGCUGAAGUCGCGGAACUGCGUGGUGGACGGGCGCUUCGUGCUGAAGGUGACGGACCACGGCUACAAUGAGCUGCUGGAGGCCCAGAAGGUCCCGCACGACCCGCCCAGGCCCGAAGAUCGGUUCUGGACGGCGCCGGAGCUGCUGCGGGACCCGUCGCUGGAGCGCAAGGGCACCUUCCGCGGGGACGUCUACAGCAUCUCCAUCAUCAUGCAGGAGGUGAUCUGCCGCAGCGCCCCCUACUGCAUGCUGGACAUGCCGGCCGACGAGAUCAUCCGGAAGGUGGAGAACCCCCCCCCGCUCUGCCGGCCCUCGGUCUCGGUGGACCAGGCCCCUCUGGAGUGCAUCCAGCUGAUGAAGCAAUGCUGGAGUGAGCAGCCCGAGCGGCGGCCCACCGUCGACCAGAUCUUUGACCAGUUCAAGAACAUCAACAAGGGCCGGAAGACCAACAUCAUCGACUCCAUGCUGCGCAUGCUGGAGCAGUACUCCAGCAACCUGGAGGACCUGAUCCGGGAGCGGACGGAGGAGCUGGAGAUCGAGAAGCAGAAGACGGACAAGCUGCUCACCCAGAUGCUGCCGCCGUCGGUGGCGCAGGCCCUGAAGAUGGGGACUCCGGUGGAGCCCGAGUACUUCGAGGAGGUGACGCUCUACUUCAGUGACAUCGUGGGCUUCACCACCAUCUCGGCCAUGAGCGAGCCCAUCGAGGUGGUCGACCUGCUCAACGACCUCUACACCCUCUUCGAUGCCAUCAUUGGCUCCCACGAUGUCUACAAGGUGGAGACCAUCGGAGAUGCCUACAUGGUGGCCUCGGGGCUGCCCCAUCGGAACGGGAACCGGCACGCGGGCGAAAUCGCCAACAUGUCGCUGGACAUCCUGAGCGCCGUCGGCUCCUUCCGCAUGCGCCACAUGCCCGACGUGCCGAUCCGCAUCCGCAUUGGCCUGCACUCUGGGCCCUGCGUGGCUGGCGUGGUGGGGCUCACCAUGCCCCGGUACUGCCUCUUCGGGGACACCGUCAACACCGCCUCCCGCAUGGAGUCCACCGGCCUGCCUUACCGUAUCCACGUGAACAUCCGCACGGUCACCAUCCUGCACUCGCUAAAGGAGGGAUUCAAAUUGGACGUUCGGGGCAAGACGGAGCUCAAGGGCAAAGGUGUAGAAGACACGUACUGGCUGGUGGGACGAGACGGAUUCAACAAACCCAUCCCUACGCCCCCCGACCUGCAGCCGGGGGCGAGUAACCACGGCAUCAGCCUGGACGAGAUCCCCGAGGACCGGCGGAAGAAGCUGGAGAAAGCCCGGCAGAACAAGUAGUGAGGGAGGCCAGCGAGCGGAAAGCCAGGCUGGGCCGAGAUCUGCGGCCAAGACCACCUGACGCUUUCCGGUCAGUCCCUGUGGGCCUUUCUGCUGCAGGGCAGACUCAGAUUGCUCCCCCGCCUCGACCCCAUCACACCCUGCGGAAGGAGGAUGGGCUGGGGCAGGCGGGCAACUGGUGCCGGUCACCAGAAAUGGACUCGUCUUUGUGUGCGCUGGUCCCGCCUCCCCAGGUGCAUUGUGGGACUGUGGCCCUGACCUAGGAAUCGCUGUUUGCUUUGCAGCCGAAGAGCCAGGUGCAUUAUGGGACUUUGGCCAACCUGGGAAAUUCCAUGUACCUUCUACUACAAAGCCAGGUGCAUUAUGGGACUUCGGCCAACCUGGAAUUUGCCGUUCACCUCCAAUCAAGGUCCCCAGGUGCAUCAUGGGACUUCAGCCAACCUGGGAAUUCGCAUUCAUUCCUGUAAUGGGCAGUGUCCCCUGGGACCAGCCGUUCUCCCCCCUUUCUUCAGGGGUUCAGACUGUACCACUGCGAGGAGAUGGGGGUGGCUGGGUGGUUUGUUCAGACCCUAAUUGCUUUCUGCAGAGAACCCCGGACAGACACGAUGGGGGAAUGGAGCGCCGCCCCCAUGGGGUUACUGUAGUUUGCCGGCUGAGUGCCGGGGGAUUAGCUCCCUCUAGGGGCAGCAAAGGGAACAAAGUUUUGCUCCCUCUCUGCUAACAGAUGUUUUGUGGGGGCUAGAGGUCCUGGGUUCAGUUCCCGCCCACGGCCAUGCUGGCUGUAUGCACGAGGCUUCCCUAUCCAGCACUGUAGUAUUUGGGCUCCCAUAUGACCCCAGGGGGCAGGGACUGGAGCAUGGGGGGGGGGAAUGUGGCACGGGACCUUUCCCCUCUAGAGGGCAUCGGCUCCCGUCCGGCCUCAGAGUCAAGACUGCCCGGCUCAGGGGGGCAGGGAAUGGGACACAGGCCCUUUCCCCUCUACGGGGCACCAGCUCCCAUCCAGACCAAGGGCCGGGACUGGGGCAUUGGGGGGUGGGAAUGGGGCACGGGGCUUGUCCCUUCUAGGGGGCGCCAGCUCCCAUCCGGCCCCAGAGCAGGGACUGGCUGGCUCAGGGGGGCAGGGAAUGGGACAAGGGGGCUUUUCCGCAUCUUCAGGAUGGGAGAAAGCGAUUGACUCAAGUGGGCUGGGAGUGAAUCCGUCGGGGGCCAGGGCUGGAUCCACCUGGUAACACUGAAAUCUACUGUCUCCUCGUGGAUUGCGUUUCCCUCACCGGCCGAGGUCUGGGCUGCGCUCUUCCUCCCACGGGGGGUUAAAACCACAGACCUUGCCCCCGGACAUGCCCAUCAGACCCACCCAGGAUUGUCUCCUCAUGCACCACGCGAACGGUGCCCAAGAGGAAUGUGGGGGGGUCACGGCAGAGGGGCUGUCCUGGGGGACAUGGGCCGACCCCCAGCUGGACUUUUCUUUACCCACCUGGCGUUUCAGGGGUUAAAAAAAGGGAAAAAAAAUCUCACGCACAUGCAGUACACACAGCUGGCCACUAGAUGGCAGUCAGGACCCCCCCAUCAUAAAAUCAUCGAAGAUCAGGGUUGGAAGGGACCUCAGGGGGUAUCUAGUCCCACCCCCUGCUCAAAG